CCUUCGUGCCGUCAGUUCGAUCCGGUCAGUGGGACAACGAGCAUGAACCACCAACAACAGCAUGAGUCACCGUCGGUUUACUCAAUCGGUAGUAAAACUAAUUUGGUUACGAUCAAGUCGCGUGAUGCCUACUUCAAAAAAACACGAAAGAAAACAAUAUAUUUCCUGGCGAUAGCAUCAGUUUUAAUAGCGGGUUUGAUUGCCAGUGUUAUUACCCUUGGUAUUCUCUACUCAAGAGUGAAGGCUGCCCAGCCCAUAUGCGACACCGAAGAGUGUGUCAGAAUCGCUGCAAGUUUAAAAGAGUCUAUGGACACGUCUAUAGAUCCGUGUGAAAACUUUUACCAAUACGCGUGCGGAAGGUGGUCGGAGAAUCAUCCGACGCCGGACACCAGUAUGAUGUACUCGUGGUUCAGUGAGAGAUCGGACAAAGUUACGUGGAAAGUUCGAAAGCUUUUGAGGGAAAAUUUGACUGACGUACCUUGGGCCGUUUCACAGGCUAAAAUGCUGUACAAGAGUUGUGUUCAUACUGCCUUCAUGGAUUCCCUCGGACUCACUCCGCUGUUGAAUCUCCUGAAAGAACUAGAUUUGCCACAAGUGCCUGCCGUUCUCGGUAAAGAGGAUGGGAAUUUCAUCGAAAAAAUCGGAAGGAUCAGGCGGGUCCUCGGGAAGGAUGUGUUCAUCGGAUUCAGUGUCAUUCCUGAUCCCAGGAAUCAUAGCCGAAAUGUCAUCAUUCUGGAUACACCUUCGUCAGUGAGUCCUCUGCCUGGAGACAGAGAGAUUGAAAGGAGAUUGAAAACUAUCCGAACUAGAAUGGCCAGAUCAGCAUUAUAUGGGGAGGAGGAGGAGGAAAUAAUGCAUCCAGCGGAACUAGAGAAAGCUUAUAUCGCGGCGGUACUGAGAGAAGUAAUCAGGAAUGGUACUUCCUCGUCCUGCAGUUCGUCUAAUGUAAUUUUAUCGGAAGACGAUCCGAUUGCCAAAGCGGUGAACAGUAUAUACGAGCUGACUGCGAUGUUCUAUUAUAUGGCUCGAGAAGAUAGAAAUGAAACACUGACCGAAGAAGACGUCAGGGAUGAGGACUACAUGCUCGUGGAUGAUCUCCAGAAACUGACUGAUAGUUAUGUAAAACAUGAAAAUUGUUCGUUGACUCCGCGAAAAAUCUGGCGGCCGUAUAUCGAAGAAAUAUUCCGCGGCGUUGUCGAGUUGGAUUUGGAUAACAGGGACAAAAUCCUUGUCGCGAAUUUGGGAUACAUGAAAGAUCUGGCUGUUCUGUUAGCCACUACUGACGACGAUAAAUUGGAGAGCGCUGUGUGGUGGACCGUCGUGGACCUCGUUGCUCCCCAUUCCUCGACCAAUUUGAGACGAAUUUGGUCCGAGUAUAUUAACAAGUUGAUACACAUCGAGGACUCGACGCCGAGGUCUAUACACUGUGCUGAAGUAGUUGAUUAUAUGAUGGGAAUGGCAGUUUCCUGGCUGUUUGUCGAUCCGAAAUUCUCCACCGAGACUGCUCCCAAAGUCGCGGAGAUGCUGGAACACAUCCGAACAUCAUUUGCUUCCCUAGUGACGACUACAGCCUGGAUGGACCAGAAAACCAAGCUUUCCACCCUCGAAAAAUCGAAAAAAAUGGUGUACGUCAUAGGGCAUCCGGAUUGGCUGUUCGAUGAAAAAAUCUUGAAUGAAUACUACGAAGGGAUAGAAAUGAGGGAUGACAGUUACUUCGACAAUAUGCUGUCGAUAGCACGAGUGAUCAGCAAAACGGUGAUAGAGGAAGUCCACCAAUCGAAUGAAAUGAAUGAGACAUAUUGGGCCACGGGACCCACAGAUGUGAACGCUAUCUACACAGUCGUCGCCAAUCACAUAACAAUACCCGCUGCAAUUCUGCAAUUUCCAUUCUAUGAGUUGGGCCUGGAAGCGUUGAAUUACGGAGCGAUUGGAACUAUUCUGGGCCAUGAAUUGACGCACGGCUUCGACAAUAGUGGCCGGCUCUAUGAUGGGGAUGGAAAUCUUCGGCAAUGGUGGAGCAAUGACACGAUCCUAGAGUAUAAGGACAAGGUGGAGUGCUUCGUCCAACAUUACGGAAGCUACUACGAAGAGGAGGUGGAUGAGCACGUUGAUGGUCAACUGACCUUGGACGAGAAUAUUGCGGACAACGGUGGUCUUCGUGAAGCCGUCCUCGCAUAUAACAGUUGGAAGGCCCAACACGGUCAAGAGCCCAUGCUGCCGGGUUUCACUCAUCUGACCCACGAGCAGUUGUUAUUUUUAGCCUUUGCUCACUUGUGGUGCGGAGCUUACACUCCCGAGUCCCUGAGGUGGAUGCUCGAAGAUUCACAUUCACCAGGACAUGUGAGAUUGAAAGCGGUGUUGACUAAUUCGGAGGAGUUCAGUGAGGCAUGGCAGUGUCCUGUCGGAUCACCAAUGAAUCCACGGAAGAAGUGCCGCAUUUGGUGAAUAUCAUCCAAUUCCAAAGACAUUGUGAUGAGAGUGCAAGUUGAAAAUGUUUUUAAUAAA
Diachasma alloeum is the source of this 2505-nucleotide messenger RNA. RefSeq names its product neprilysin-4 (gene Nep5). The transcript is spliced from 17 exons. Gene Ontology annotation, cellular component: plasma membrane. Lineage: Eukaryota; Metazoa; Arthropoda; Insecta; Hymenoptera; Braconidae. Bases 43 to 2445 code for a protein of 800 amino acids. Gene Ontology annotation, biological process: protein processing. Gene Ontology annotation, molecular function: metalloendopeptidase activity. The record is from RefSeq and is a predicted model, not a curated record.